Molecule: messenger RNA, 2274 nt
Organism: Pundamilia nyererei
Lineage: Eukaryota; Metazoa; Chordata; Actinopteri; Cichliformes; Cichlidae
Gene: cyb561
Product: cytochrome b561
Exons: 6
Coding region: 106-864 (252 amino acids)
Cellular component (GO): lysosomal membrane
Molecular function (GO): oxidoreductase activity
Source: RefSeq, a predicted model, not a curated record
CGCACUUGAGCCCCGUGGCAGGCAGGGAGGAGGAGGAAGGCGGAUCUGUAAAGUCCACUCUGCAGGACUUCCUCGCUACAGCCGAGCAGACCGUGGAGCGCAAUCAUGGAGGACUCUGCCCCCCGUCGUAGUCGCGCUGCGUUUGCGGGGCUGGUGGGAGUGUCCCAGGUGCUGGGUUUGGCAUCGGUGGUGCUAACCGGUGUGUGGAUGGGUCACUUCCGUGGAGGUUUUGCCUGGAAUGGCUCAAAGCAGGAGUUUAACAUCCACCCUCUGUGUAUGGUGCUGGGCCUGGUCUUUCUGCAAGGAGAUGCCAUCCUGGUCUACAGAGUGUUUCACAAGGAGCCGAAGAAGAACGUAAAGCUGCUUCACGGCAUUAUUCACCUGCUCGCUCUCAUCAUGAGUAUUGUAGGUUUUGUGGCUGUGUUUGACUACCACAGGGCAGCCAAGAUUCCUGACAUGUACUCUCUACACAGCUGGUGCGGUAUGACUACCCUAAUCCUGUUCUGCUUACAGUGGGUGAUGGGUUUGAUGUUCUUCCUGUUUCCUGUUGCGUCGGCAUGGUUACGAGCCUCAUACUUGCCUGUCCACGUGUUCUGUGGCCUGGCUCUGCUGGUAAUGUCCGUAGGGACCAGCCUGCUGGGCAUCACGGAGACACUCCUCUUCAACAUCAUGCCGACCUACUCUAAGUUCACCCCAGAGGGAGUGCUGGCCAACGUCUUGGGUAUCCUGUUGGUGUGCUUUGGAUUGGUGCUGGGACACCUGAUGACGAGGGAGGAGUACAGACGCCCACCAAACCCAGAGGAAGAAGCUCUGUCCGUCCAUUUCAAGACACUGACUGACGGGGGAUCACCAACCACGCCUUAAUCUCACUCUGAAGCCUGACGCCUCUCUGUGAUCUACAUCUACAGAGCCAACAGACCACCUGUGCUACCAGUCUCUGUUAGUACCUGCAUACCUGUCAGAAAAUGAGUUCAGCUUUAGGUUCAGUGAAGUAAGAACAGAAAUCUGUAAUAACUGUCCUUCUCAUGUUAUUAUACCAACCAGCUCUGUCAGCUUUGUCAUGAAAAACAUUUAUACAAACAUAGUUAAAAAUGUACUGUUUCACUACACAUUGUGAUAUGGAGCGUCAUGUUUGUGUAGUUGAAGGGCGCAGUUUAUAUUUUAUUGUUUCCUGUUGUGCAGUGUUCAUGGUUAGGUUGCGAUUCUCGUUUUGCUUAAAUGUGUCUUGGAUUCCUUCACUUGUGUUUUAUCAUUGUGUCUUAACUAUAUUAAAGAUGUAGCAUCAGCCGACCCGAGUAGCUGCAGUGUUCUCCUCUCCCGUCCUUUCCUCCUCAGCUCUGCUCUGUGUCGGCUUUGUGAGGACAGUUAUUGACAUUAAUGCACUCCCAGUGUCUCACCCCCAAUUUUAACCGUAUUAACUACAGUAAAUCUCACGCCUAACAUAACCCUAAAACCAGGUCUUAACCCUCAGACUGACAGCGGUGUGAGAAGAUUCAAGUUGUACCUUCCAGAAAGUCACAGCAGAUGGCUGCCAUGGGCGUUAUUUGGUGAUUGUGCUGAUGCUAUCCUUUUUAGUAAAUCUGGCACCUUAUCAGUGGAAUUAAAUUUGACUAAAAAAAGAAACCACAAACACAAAUUUCUACUUUGACGCUCAAAAAGAAGCUACACUACCCUCAGAACAAUUGUACAAAUCCUGCAAACGUAGCCUUUCUGUGAGCAGGGUGGAGCAAGGUGGAGCAUGGUGGUGCCCUGGUAGUCUGUAGAAUAGACUCUGUGCUCUGCUGGAGAACCACGUGUUCAAAAACUGUUCUCGGCAGCUGCUGUCUACUCUCCGUGCUGCUUUUCUGUCUGUGAACAUUGGUUGAGUUCCCCUCAUGUUCCUCUCUGUGUAACUAAAGAGCCACAGGUCCACGUUCAUUUUGGGGUCAAUAUGUGGCAUCAAAGGUGGUGUGAAUUGGUUGUAUGAUAAAAUUUCCUCUGCUGUUGCUCCGUCUUCGUGACCUGCAGUACCAUAAAGUCCUGUUUUCUGACCGAAUCCUAUCAUUAACUGUUCCUGUUUAAAUGCUUCAAUAACCUGUUGUGUGUAUUCAAAUACCUACAUGUAUGUUUUAAAUCUACUUUUUGUUUUGCUCGCCUUCGACUCGGACUUCAGUCUUUGUGCCUCAGAGAGAGCUUGGUGGAGGUUGUUCAUUUUUCUGUAAGUUGUGACAGUGUCGUUGUUCACAGGAAGUCCCGAUCUUAUCAGGACAACCUGAAAUAAAGUGUUUGAAAUUA